Xyrauchen texanus (razorback sucker) is the source of this 3475-nucleotide messenger RNA. RefSeq names its product acetylcholinesterase collagenic tail peptide-like. The transcript has 17 exons. The record is from RefSeq and is a predicted model, not a curated record. Lineage: Eukaryota; Metazoa; Chordata; Actinopteri; Cypriniformes; Catostomidae. Gene Ontology annotation, molecular function: heparin binding. The coding region runs from base 51 to 1415 and encodes 454 amino acids.
UGCCUCAUAUCACUCCUCGGUGCUGUUGGAGCUAGACUGUAGCCAGCAGCAUGUUUCUACUCACACUUGGACUAUAUUUUCCUCUCCUCUGCUAUGUGUCAUCAUUCUCUUACGUGGAUAACAUUUUUCCUUUACCGACAGAUCUCCAGUUGCUGAAAACCCGAAAGAAAUUCAACCCCUGCUGUUUACUGAGACCACCUCCACCCCCUCUCUUCCCACCACCCCCUUCACUGUGGCGAUGGACGCCUCGGACUGAUAAUGGCAUUAAACCAAAUGAAGGGAACUCAGAGGAGAAGCACAAUCCUACAAGCCACAGAUGUUCCCCGGGGCCCCCAGGAACCGCAGGACCUCCUGGCCCUCCAGGUCCUCCAGGACUGCUGGGACCAAAGGGACCAAAGGGGGAUAAGGGUGAAAUUGGAAGACCUGGACAAAAGGGACGCACUGGCCCUCCAGGUCUCCCAGGGCAACUGGGACCAAGUGGAUGGCAUGGACCAACAGGGCUCAAAGGAGAGAAAGGCGACCCUGGGCUGAUGGGCAUGCCAGGGGCAAAAGGAUCAGUUGGACCUAAGGGCUUACCUGGAUAUAAGGGUGAAAAAGGCUCACAAGGUUUCAGAGGGGGAAUUGGCUUAAAAGGCGACAGGGGAUCAAUCGGUCUUCCUGGAAUGCUUGGCCAGAAGGGUGAGAUGGGCCCAAAAGGAGAACCUGGAAGCUCAGGGAACAGGGGACCCACUGGCCGGCCAGGAAAAAGAGGAAAGCAGGGUUCAAAAGGUGACAAUGGUGCAAUUGGACCCAUGGGACCUGUGGGGCUUCAAGGGCCCCUUGGUCACCCUGGCCCUCCUGGAUUGCCUGCCUCAGGACUGUUCAUGGUAGGACAGAAAGGGGAGAAGGGACAACCUGGCAGCCCAGGCCAUUGCAGCUGCAAUGCCCUCUCGAGUGCAAACAACCCCUCCUAUGACCAGCACUUGCUCUGGGGAAGCUACCCCAGAGUGCCAGCAAUAUUUGUGGUAAAUAAUGAACAGGAGCUGAAUCGUCUCCAGACUGAUAACGCUCUGGCGUUCCGUAAAGAUCAGAGGUCACUUUACUUUAAAGACAUUGACGGCUGGAUGCCAAUACAGUUAACACCCUUUCAGUCGAUGGAGCAUGAUUCUGACCAGGAGGGUUUCUGCGGAGACGGCAUUGUGCAAGUUGUGAACGGAGAGGAGUGUGAUGAUGGAAAUAAGGUGGUCACAGAUGGCUGUGUCAAGUGCAAACUUGCAUAUUGUGGGGAUGGAUAUCGCUAUGAAGAUGCAGAAGAGUGUGACGGGAAGGAUUUUGGCUUUCACACAUGCAGAUCAUUUUUGCCUGGAACUUAUGGACAUCUCAAGUGCAACUCUGACUGUUUCAUUGACUCAACAAAUUGCAAAUAUUUUACAUGAAGACACAAAAAUGUAGUGUAGCAUUUCAAAUUGCAAGUCUCGAGAUCCAUAUAAACGACAACACUGAAAACCACAGAUUCAGCAGACUGAGAGUAGAUAGCAUUGACAUAAUUAUCACAAACACAUUAGCUGAACUCAUUUGUUGCCGAGUAGCCACGUAUCUCACUUGAGAAAGAACGCUUGGCAAAGUCAUGGUUCUCACACAGGACCUCUCGCUCACGGUCUUAAGAACUUAACAGGACUUCAGACCCCUUUCUCCAUUCAUUCAGCCUCUGCUACCUGGUGCAUGGCCCUGGCACCACAUUUGGCCACCACGGUUGACCGCACUAAGAGGAAACUGGAGAGAUGGGUGUCUGUGGGAGGUAAAGGACUCCUCAAUACCUCAGCGUAGUACUGUUCCCAUUUUCUCCUGGUCCAUCCCAUCUUCCCUCACACAGGGUGCUCUGUAUGUGGAAUGCAAUGAGUUGUUGUUACUAUAGUACUUUGCAUGGGGCUGAGAUUGCUGUAGCUGUGUCAGCAGAACUCAUUAUUAAGGCAUGUGCAAGAUCAAGACUAGAUUGCUCAUGUGUUCACGUUGAAUAUUAUGUAGAUUUAGACCAAAUUGCUGCCAAAAAAACUAAGAUCACCUUAAAAAGACCAGCUUAGUCUAUUAUGAAGUUCCAUGCUAGUCCAGACUGGUUUACAUUCUUUAGUGCUGGAUUGGUGCUGGUUUAACUGGUGGACCAGUCAUACCAGAACUUAACUAGUGAUUGUGGUCAGUCAGCAUAGUCCUUCUGAGUAAACUGGUUGAUCAUGGAACUCUUGCUGGUUAAGCUAGUUAAGAACCCUGCUGGGGAUCAACAUAUGCUGGUCCUUUCAGCUGGGACAGAACUUCAGACUAUGGACUAGCUUAAUGCUCAAAUUCUUAAAGGUUAAAUCUGUGACAGUGCUGUUUAGCAGGCCCCAGGUUUUUUUUUUCCACAAAACAAAACUAUAGAUGCUUAAAUGAAUGUUCUGUUCAAUGUUCUGACGAGUGGUAAUAAUAUUUUCUAGCAAUCAACAUUAUGCCACACCUUCUGUCAAUUGAGCUUAGCUUUCGAAGACCCUCCACUUCAGGCACUCGUGGAGGCAGUUUCGCGGUAAUCUCGCAGACGACUUGGUGUAACAUUUCCAUCCAAAUCUCAGGAAACCACUUCAAGAUAAACCAGAACCCCUCCACCUCCAUGUGUGGAAUGGGGUGCACAUAUUCCACAACUUAGGCUUGUUCAACACUGUUUUCUCGUACUUCAAGAACAUGCUUGUAGUGUUAAAGCAAAUUUGUUUUAUUUAUUUGGGUUAUACAGUAGGUUUAUAGAUCUUAACUUAGGGAGAAAAUUGUAGAGCUAUUGUAAAGGUAGCAUUUUUGCUGCUAUUCAGGCUAAAGACUGUUGGAUUAAGGCUGGAUUGUUUAUGCUGUGAUUGAUGUCCAAAGGCUUUAAAUGGAUUUAUACCCAGUACCAAAGUCCAGUCUGAAUAUACCUCAGCAUAUACAGCAUGCUUUAGCCUUUUGUGAAUACAGGACCUGAGGUGUAGCAUACAGCACUUACUUAACUAGGAAAUUCAGUGAUAGCUAUCUUAUGUAUCUGUGAUUUACAAGACUUUUUUGAUCAACUCAAAGACAGUUUUCCAUAAGCUAUAUGAUGCAUUUGCUAUGACCUCUUUGCUAACUUUUUGUGGGGUGAUAUUCCUGACCUAUCUGUAGAUUUCAUGUAAAAUAUGAUAUGGAAAUGGAAAUAAUAUGGAAUUAAGUGUCUUGAUUACAAGUACUCUGGUGCAACUGCAUGUUCAUAUUAUUGUAUACUCUUGAUAAAAAGAGCAGAAUUGCCACUUUUCAAUGCAUUGAUGCCUUAUAACAGGCAGAGUUUGACUAAAAGACUGCAACAAAAAUGUGCAUUUAGCUUGUAACUGACUGUUAUCCUCAUACUUGUACAAACUGAGGAAAGAUGCUACAUCAAAUAUUGCACAAACAAAUAGAAAAAAGACUGAAUGUUUUGUCCUAGUGUAAUGUGAAGGCUCAUUCGUAUUAAACCAUGUUUGAUACU